Messenger RNA from Priceomyces carsonii, 432 nucleotides. RefSeq lists its product as uncharacterized. The transcript has a single exon. Lineage: Eukaryota; Fungi; Ascomycota; Pichiomycetes; Serinales; Debaryomycetaceae. The coding region runs from base 1 to 432 and encodes 143 amino acids. The record is from RefSeq and is a predicted model, not a curated record.
AUGUCUUCAUGGGAACAAGCUAAAUUUUCAUUGAGUCCUAGGUCUAAAGGAUCAUAUCUAAUUACAAACGAUGUUUUAAACAACGUCCCACAAAUAAGGGACUAUGAAAUUGGUGUUUUACAUUUAUUUAUAACUCAUACAAGUGCUGCUUUAACUUUAAAUGAAAAUUGUGAUCCUGACGUGAGAGAGGAUAUGACUUCCUCUUUCGACCGCCUCGUACCUGAGGGUGACUACUAUAUUCAUGAUGCAGAAGGACCGGACGAUAUGCCAAGCCAUGUUAAGAGCGCUCUUGUGGGUGUUAGUUUAUCAAUACCCAUAACGAAUGGAAGAUUGAACCUUGGUACUUGGCAAGGCAUUUAUUUACUUGAAUUCAGAGCUUAUAGACACUCUAGGAAAAUCAUUGCAACAAUUAAUGGUUUAAAGAAGACUUAG